This is a messenger RNA of Selaginella moellendorffii, 567 nucleotides long. RefSeq names its product methyltransferase-like protein. The transcript is spliced from 5 exons. The record is from RefSeq and is a predicted model, not a curated record. NCBI's taxonomy places the organism in Eukaryota, Viridiplantae, Streptophyta, Lycopodiopsida, Selaginellales, Selaginellaceae. Bases 1 to 567 code for a protein of 188 amino acids. Gene Ontology annotation, molecular function: S-adenosylmethionine-dependent methyltransferase activity.
AUGGAAGAAGAAGUCGCGUACUACUCCAAGGAUUUUGAUUGGAAUGAUCUGCGCGAAGAGGUGGAAAGCGCACAGCCUUGGCAUGGGAGAAGUUUCACAGCCGACACUCUCAAAGCAUCUUCUUUAAAGACGUAUUUUGUUCCAGAGCAAGUGUAUGCUUGCGACCUCAGUGAGGCUGCCGUGAGCCUCACAAACAAAAUGGGAGAUAAAGCUUUGAAUGAGCAAGCAACGUCGAGGCUGCGGACUUUUGUUUGCGAUCCUUCCUGUGAGGCACUUCCGGCGUGGCUGGCUUGUGACGCCUGUCGAGCCUCCGACUUUGGUAUCAAGAGCUUCCUUAUUUUCGCUCUUUCCGCGCUGGCAGAUCUGGAUCAAAUGAGCAACCUUCUCAAAGAAUGUUGCUCUGUACUCCGACCCGGUGGAAUGCUUCUCUUUCGAGAUUAUGGUAUGCUAUUUCUCCGUGAAGUUGAACUGGAGUACUGCUGCAUUAAGCUGGUGAAUCACAAAACUAAAGUUCCUAUGAAGCGAGUCUGGGUUCACGCAAAGUUCAUGAAGCCUGACCAUACGUAA